Cicer arietinum (chickpea) is the source of this 599-nucleotide messenger RNA. RefSeq lists its product as uncharacterized. The record is from RefSeq and is a predicted model, not a curated record. NCBI's taxonomy places the organism in Eukaryota, Viridiplantae, Streptophyta, Magnoliopsida, Fabales, Fabaceae.
AGUAGAAUAGAAUCACAUAUACUCACCAUACACUAAAUGUCAUGAGUCAACCACUAGUAAGAAAAAUAAGUUUCUCAUGGGAAAAAAAGCCUGGUAUCUCAAAGGAAACGAGUACUCAUGGUGAAAAUUUAAUCCAAAAAGAGCAAGAAUUUUUGCCUAAGUUGCCACCUCCUCCAAUUUCAGUAGAAGGAGCAACUACUCCUAGAAGAAAUAAUGUUCAUGAUUUUCAAAUUCCACUUCCUCCUUGUGCUUUUCAGCCUCCUUUUUAUAGAACUUAUUCCAAGAAGGGUCUUUGGGUUCAAGAUGAUGAUCCUUUCUUUGCAGCUUACAAAGAGUGUACCAAGAAUCAAAGAAGUGGUAUGAGGGACAAAAAGAUGAGUAAAAGUAAAAGUAACAGUAAUUGUUUUUGUAAAUCAAGGUUAAGGAGAAACAUGUCUUUUUUCUCAUGUAAGAGAUCUUCCUCCGUUUGUGUUUGUGAUAAUAAUUUCGUUAGUAUUUCUCAUCUUCCACACAACAUAGAUAGAGAUUGAUUUAUGUUUCAAAUAGAAUAAAAAUGUUUUUUACACAUAAAUUUAGACAUAUUUAUCAUAUAUUUUAUA